Molecule: messenger RNA, 1061 nt
Organism: Amaranthus tricolor (Joseph's coat)
Lineage: Eukaryota; Viridiplantae; Streptophyta; Magnoliopsida; Caryophyllales; Amaranthaceae
Product: secoisolariciresinol dehydrogenase-like
Exons: 2
Coding region: 127-942 (271 amino acids)
Molecular function (GO): oxidoreductase activity, acting on the CH-OH group of donors, NAD or NADP as acceptor
Source: RefSeq, a predicted model, not a curated record
AUUGUAAGAGCAUUAUAAAUGCGUUUCCACUUUCUUUGGAUCGUGUGAUAUGUGAAGCAACACUAAUUAGUAAUCAGCCACAACUCACGGCUCUCCAGCUAUUACUUGUGAUAUUAUUUCAUUCAAAUGGCAGGCUGCUCUGUGUUAUCUGUUGCUGCUAAAAGGUUGGAAGGAAAGGUUGCUCUCAUAACCGGCGGCGCCAGUGGAAUUGGUGAAUACACAGCUGCACUAUUUAACAAACAUGGUGCAAAAGUGAUGAUUGCUGAUGUGCAAGAUGAUUUGGGUCAAUCCGUUUGCAACAACAUGGGUCCAUCAGUAGCGUCAUACAUCCAUUGCAAUGUCACCGAUGAGGAGCAUGUAAAAAAUGCAGUGGAUUCAACAAUACGCCAAUAUGGGAGACUUGACAUCUUGUUUAACAAUGCCGGCACUGUUGACAUUUUCAAGACCAACAUCCUUGAUUAUACAAAAUCUGAUUUCGAACAAAUACUUAAGGUGAAUCUUGUAGGGCCAUUCUUAGGAACGAAGCACGCAGCCAGAGUCAUGAUCCCGUCUAGUCAAGGAAGUAUAAUAACAACUGCUAGUGUUGCCUCCGUCAUAGGAGGUUCAGGCACACAUGCCUACACAACCUCAAAACAUGGUGUGGUAGGACUCGCAAGGAAUUCAGCCUUGGAACUUGGAAAAUAUGGUAUUAGAGUUAAUUGUGUUUCCCCUUAUGCAGUUGCUACCCCUUUGACUAGAAGGGUCUUUGAUCUUGACGAAGAUAAAAUCGCUAAGCUAUACUCUAAUCUCAAAGGGAUGAGUUGUAAGAGAGAGGACAUUGCUAAUGCGGCAUUAUUUCUUGCGAGUGAUGAUUCCCGAUUUAUUAGUGGACAUAAUCUUAUUGUUGAUGGUGGAUUUACCAUCACAAAUUCAGGAUUGUCUAUCAAUGAUUUUUUUAAGUAAUGUUUUUGACAUUAUAUUGUAGGAAAUUUGGAAACUUGUUUCCAUAUUAAAUGAUACUAAUAGUUUUUCAAAUGUUAUUUUUAAUAAAAUAUUUUCAAAGAAGUUAAGAUGGUUUUGUG